AUGCUGUCGCGGUCUUCCCUGAGCCGAAAUGCGCCGCGUGCGCUCUCCGCCGGCCGUCGGGCCAUGGCCUCUGCUGCCAACCCGACUUUCCAGUACGAUGUCACCGAGGCUGCCGGCGUGAAGGUUGCCAACCGUGAGGUCAACGGUGCCACUGGCACUUUGGCGCUGGUGGCCAAGGCUGGCUCCCGUUACCAGCCCUUCCCUGGCUUCUCCGAUGCCCUUGACAAGUUCGCCUUCAAGACCACACUUAAGCGUUCCGCACUGCGCAUCACUCGGGAGGUUGAGCUGCUCGGCGGUCAGAUCUCUUCGACACACUCGCGCGAAAACGUCGUUCUCCGCGCCAAGUUCCUCGCCAAUGAUCUCCCUUACUUCACAGAGCUGCUGGCUGAGGUUGCUGGCAAGCCCAAGUUCACUGACCACGAACUGAACGAGGUUGUUAGCCAACUCCUCAAGUACCAGCAGGACGCCGUUUACUCCAGCGCUGAGACCGUCGCCAUUGAUGCUGCUCACGGCGUUGCCUUCCACCGCGGCCUGGGUGCUCCCAUCACCCCCAGCCAGUCCACCCCCUAUGAGAAGUACCUGUCCGGCGACGCCCUGACCCAGUUUGCUCAGGAUGCCUACUCCAAGUCCAACAUCGCUUUGGUUGCCACCGGUCCCAACUCCGCCGAGGUCUCCAAGUGGGUCGGCCAAUUCUUCCAGGAUCUCCCCACCGGUGCCUCCGCCGGCCAGUACAAGCUCCAGGCCAGCGAGCCCACCAAGUACUUCGGUGGUGAGCAGCGUCUUCCCUCCAAGACCGGCAACGCCGUCGUGAUUGCCUUCCCCGGCUCCAGCGCUUUCGGCACUGCUGGCUACAAGCCCGAGGCUUCCGUCCUGGCAGCUCUUCUGGGCGGCGAGUCCUCCAUCAAGUGGACCCCCGGUUUCUCGCUCCUGUCUAAGGCCACCGAGGGCUUCUCUUUCCUUAACGUCUCGACCAAGAACCUCGCCUACUCCGAUGCUGGUCUCUUCACCGUCACUCUUACCGGUGCCGCUGACCAGAUCGGUGCCGCCAGCAAGAAUGUCGUCGAUGCCUUGAAGAAGGCCGCCGCCGGCGAGGUCGCCAGCGAGGACAUUCAGAAGGCCAUUGCCCUGGCCAAGUUCAGUGCUCUGGAGUCUGUCCAGACCCUGGAGACUGGCCUUGAGGCCACUGGCUCCGGUCUGGUUCACGGCAGCAAGGCCUACCAGAUUGGCGAGAUCGCCCAGGCUCUUGAGAAGGUUACUGAGCAGCAGGUCAAGGAGGCUGCCCAGACUUUCCUCUCCGGAAAGGCCACUCUCGUCAGCGUCGGCGAUGUCCACCACCUCCCUUACGCUGAGGACAUUGGUCUGUCUGCUUAA
Messenger RNA from Penicillium pulvis, 1371 nucleotides. Its product is annotated as ubiquinol--cytochrome-c reductase subunit 2. Gene Ontology annotation, molecular function: metal ion binding. The transcript is spliced from 4 exons. Gene Ontology annotation, cellular component: mitochondrion. The record is from RefSeq and is a predicted model, not a curated record. Lineage: Eukaryota; Fungi; Ascomycota; Eurotiomycetes; Eurotiales; Aspergillaceae. Bases 1 to 1371 code for a protein of 456 amino acids.